AUGAAUAGAAACGAAAGCAAAUCAGUUUACGUCACCACCCAGCCUGGUCUACAGAACAGCGCUGUCAGCUCUAUGAUCGCAGACGUGCCCUCUGACGUCAUGCACUACGUCCACAUCUCCCUGGGGUGCGUCCUCCUGCCCGCCCUGGGGCUGACUGGGGUGGUGAUGAACACCCUGGUGACCGUCGUCAUGUGGCGCCACGGUCUGGAGGAGUCGACCCAAAUCUUGAUCCUAACCCUCGCGCUCUCGGAUUUAUUUUUCUCCGCCACUCGCUUGAUCGAACACGCGGAGAAUAUUCUAGAACAGCUGGAUAUUGUAUCGAUGUAUACCUUAGGUACGUUCUACACCACCUACUUAAAACCACUAACUAACUUCUCCAUUGCUACAAGCGCUAAUAUCGUCGCUAUCAUGUCAGUUGAGAGAUUGAUCGCUGUGUGGUUCCCGUUCAAAGCCUCCCGUCUUAUUACAAAUUUCCGUACAAUUCUCGCAAUAAUCUCUACUUUAUUAUUCCUGUUCCCUUGGUACGCUUUAGAUAUCUGGUCAUACGAUAUCAAAUGGUACUUCAUCAGAGAUUACCACAGACCUAUGGCUGUGUAUUAUUUCUCAAAAUUCUACCUCGAACACAGUAACAUGUACUCCAUUUUAAAUUCAAUAAGGAACUCUGUUUUCGUCAUGAUUAUCCCGCCUGGUUCGAUCAUCGUUUCAUCGAUAAUGAUCACAAUUAAAUUAAGUCGAUCUUCAAUCCUUGUGAGACAUAUAUCCUCCAACGCCUACGUGAAAAGAAGCAAAGAUUUAAAAGUUGUCAAAAUGGCCCUCGCCCUAUGUUUCAGUGUUGUGUCGUUGAGGAUUAUUCCAACUUACAUGGUCGCGUUUAUUUACUACAGUACGGUACUACAGAAGAUUCUGCCUGCUAAUGUUGUAGCAUUGAUAGCAUAUGCCCAGCAGGUUUUCUUCCAAGCCAGUGCUUCGGCAAAUCUUGUGGUCUACGUCAGCAUGAGCCCAAAAUUUGCUAAAACUUUAAAAACUUUUAGUUAA
Molecule: messenger RNA, 1035 nt
Organism: Physella acuta
Lineage: Eukaryota; Metazoa; Mollusca; Gastropoda; Physidae
Biological process (GO): G protein-coupled receptor signaling pathway
Cellular component (GO): plasma membrane
Molecular function (GO): G protein-coupled receptor activity
Source: RefSeq, a predicted model, not a curated record